CGCACACUGUUCAUCGCGCUCGGACUGGCCCGCUUGCUCUAGAGAUCUGCUCACAACAUGCGAUUCGCGACAGGCUCCAUCCGAGUCGCACAGAGGAGCUUGGCAGCGGUUGGGAGGAGGUCCUACCAUCCCGCUGUGCUCCCCUCGCUCAUCUCGACUGCCUCGCCGGAGUUCAAGGCCAAGGCCGAGUCUAUGGACUCUCUGGUGGCCGAACUUGAGGGUAACUUGGCCAAGGUUAGAGAAGGUGGUGGAUCGAAAGCGGCGGAUCGCAUGAGGAGUAAAGGGAAGAAGCUACCGCGUGAAAGGCUAGCUCUGCUAUUGGACCCCCAUACACCAUUUCUUGAGCUAUCACCGCUUGCGGCGCAUGAAGUGUACAGAGAACAUGUUCCGGCAGCAGGGAUCAUCACAGGCAUUGGUCGUAUAUCCGGCCGGGAGUGCGUGGUGGUGGUCAACGAUGCCACCGUAAAGGGUGGCUCAUAUUACCCGCUAACAGUUAAGAAGCACCUCCGCGCUCAGGAAGUCGCUAGAGAGCAUGGCCUACCAUGUGUUUAUGUUGUGGAAUCUGGAGGAGCUGCGUUGCCUCAUCAAGCAAAUGUCUUCCCAGACAAGGAGCACUUUGGUCGUAUAUUUUACAACAUGGCCCAGAUGUCUGCUCUGGGCAUCCCACAGAUUGCCAUUGUUCACGGCAUAUCAGUCGCAGGUGGUGCAUAUGUGCCGGCGAUGGCAGAUGAGAACAUCAUUGUACGAGAGCAAGGGCGUAUCUUCCUCGCAGGUCCGCCCCUCGUCAAAGCCGCGACAGGUGAAGAGGUUGACGAGGAGACCCUCGGCGGUGGCCAGAUGCACUCCUCGGAAAGUGGAGUGACCGACCAUCUUGCUCGGGAUGACGAGCACGCCAUUGCUAUUGCAAGAGGUAUCGUAAGCGACCUCGGCAAAGCGGGCGGACGAGAGGUUUCCCCUCCAGCAGUCCCAGAGGAUCCGCUAUAUUCCGCCUCCGAACUUCAUGGUAUUGUCGGAACAGACCUCCGACAAGCUUUCGACAUGCGAGAUGUCAUCGCACGCAUAGUCGAUGGCAGCCGCUUCCGUGAAUUCAAGAAGGAAUACGGGACGACCAUCGUCACUGGCUUUGCGCACCUGCACGGAUACCCCGUCGGAAUCAUAGCGAACAAUGGCAUCCUGUUCUCGCAGUCUGCGCUCAAGGCGACGCACUUCAUCGAACUAUGCUCGCAGCGCCAGAUACCACUGCUCUUCCUCGUCAACGUCACCGGCUACAUGGUCGGCUCGAAGGCGGAGAAGGGCGGCAUCGCGAAGGACGGCGCCAAGAUGGUUCGCGCAGUCGCGACCGCGGAUGUGCCGAAACUCACCGUCAUCGUCGGAGGUAGCUAUGGCGCUGGAAACUACGGCAUGUGCGGUCGUGCAUAUUCCCCGAGGUUCCUGUGGAUGUGGCCGAACGCCAAGGUGUCUGUUAUGGGACCUGGACAACUCUCACAAGUCAUGGCGACUGUAUCGAAGGAUCCAACGAAGCACAGUACGCUCAAGGAUGAAAUCGAGGAGCAAUCGACUGCCCUCUACGCGUCCGCACGCCUCUGGGACGACGGCAUCAUCAAGCCGACGGAUACGAGGGACACGCUCGGUCUCGCGCUAGCAUUGGCUGCGCGGGAACGCGGUGGAAGGGGAGCACCGAGUCGCUCCGGUACGACAUGGGACGGAGACGGCAAGGGUUUCGGUGUGUUCAGGAUGUAAGCUUAGACGAGCACAGGACCCGCGAUAGCCACACGGCAGACCCAGUGGACUUCGGAUGUAUAUUACCAUAUGUAUCUGCAACGGCGUAGUACAACUGUUUUGCUCUUCUUCGUCCCUCCGAUAUUCUCGCGGCAAGAUCAUGCACGCCUCCUUUUACGCGCGGAGACAUCUACGUCUUCGUCGACAUCCAUGGAGUCAACUUCGCUCCCGCGCUUGGGUUUGCCAGGCGAAAUGACGGCACCGGGCUGUUGCGCUACCCAAGCAUUUAGCUUUGCAUCUUCACCGCCUGUGAGUAGUAUGUUGUUACUCUCAUCCCACAAAGCUGCGCGCACGAUACCCAUGUGCCCGGUAGUCCAGGUACGCUGCAGAAUCCACGGAGCAUUCGGAUCGGAGAACGUCUGCUUUGUUAUAAGCGCAACAUCGCCCUCAUUCGAUCCAGCAAACAAGCAGAGAUCGUUGUCAGCAUCGCCAAUGGGGCUGGAUGCAUUGUGGCACCCGAUCAGAUAGUCCGUGACCCACGUCAGGUCUUGUCUGUGCACCGACGGCUGCCUAAUGUCAGCAUCUUGUACGCGGUCGAGCUCAGUCGUCCACACGCUGAACGUCUCCAUGUCGCUGGAAGCCCAUGCGGCUGGGCGGCCUGACCGAUCAUGGAGCCAACCGGCUUGCGCUAUGCUGCAGCCCCAGUUCCCGACAUGAAGACCAGCCUCGUCCUCGUCAGCCUCAUCUGCGUUCGACGUGCAGACAAGUCCGUCCGAAGAGGCGGAAAGGAGCAGGUUUCCGGUGUUCGGAACAGGCGAGGCGGCUGAACACAAGAAAUGGAGAGCCGUGAUGUCUUCCGAGUGUGUAGAAGAAUGGACGCGUAGCGGCGCUGCUGGGUUGCGAGGGUCCCAGUACAGGAUGGAGGCAUCAUCUCCUUGCAACUCGGUGCCAGCCGCAAUUGUCAGCCCAUCGGCGGACACAUCGCAAGAGAGCAGUCCCGACGCUUUUCCAGCAGUGGACGCGGUCAUGCGCAGUGCAACGGAUCCCGAGCGCUCGUCCCACACUUUGACCGCGCCAUCUUUCCCGGAAGAGAGCAGUGCAUGAGCGACAGUAUUUGCGACGUUGGGGACAGAUCUGAGCGCAGUAAUGGACGAGUCGUGCCCGGAGAAGGUCUGCACAUUUUGCAGUCGCGCCUUGUCGAAAACAUGGAUAGCAUUCGAUGGCGAUGAGGCAGAUGCGGCAUAGUAAGACGGCGUAGACGCGAUCGCGAGGACAUAUGCCCCGGCAGGCAGAAUCGCAGACCUGAUCGGCG
Molecule: messenger RNA, 3031 nt
Organism: Trametes versicolor FP-101664 SS1
Lineage: Eukaryota; Fungi; Basidiomycota; Agaricomycetes; Polyporales; Polyporaceae
Product: carboxyl transferase
Exons: 16
Coding region: 58-1740 (560 amino acids)
Biological process (GO): L-leucine catabolic process
Cellular component (GO): mitochondrion; methylcrotonoyl-CoA carboxylase complex
Molecular function (GO): methylcrotonoyl-CoA carboxylase activity
Source: RefSeq, a predicted model, not a curated record